AUGACAGCGACCGCCAAGAAACUACUGCGUGGCACCAACAGCAUGUUCCUGAACGGAUGGCCCAACUCGCCCUUGCUCACCGUCACCGCCGUCGUCGUCCUCGACGACGAAGCGGAGCGCGUCGCCCUCGCCACGAUCGCCCUCGAUUGGCUCGCCCAGUCCGAAGACACGUACGAUUGGGACUAUGUGCACCAUGUCGUUCAAGAAGGUGUCGAACAAGCCGGCUAUCUCGGUGACGAGGCCGGAGAGCCUCUCGAUACGGACUCGCCAUUGCGAGAAGGGAACUUCACCUUCGUUCCUGCUCAAGGUUCAGUCCAUUGCAUUGGCCGAGUCGGGUCGUCGGCACAGCUUACACCCGUCCAAUCCCGGUCAGCUAGACAUACAUCGCUUUCCCCAUAGAGGAUGUCCAGUUUUUCACCCCGACAGUCGGACCCGUCGGAGAAGAAAAGGGAGAGUUGCCGAGGUGCUUCAUGGCGAUAGAUGACAACGACAACAACACGCUCUGCGAUUCCCCACCCGCCUCGGAAGAAGAAGAGAUGGCUAGUACUCACACCUUCGAGGCGUGUGACUCGUGAACGAAUCUUUGACUUUGAGGUAACUCCCAACGUUUUGCUUGGUUCAACAGGAUUGGUUUCGCGACGCCGUUACCGAACGUGACGGCUCAGUCUGCGUCGUGACCGACUGCACCAGCGCCACCUACUGCUGGCCUGUACACAUCGUUCCUCCCAGUCGACACGACGUAAUUUUUUAAUUUUUUUUUUUUCACCAGACUCGCAAGACCCGCCCUGACCUGAGCUAUGACCCUACAGAUCUGGGACAAGUUGGGCGUCAGUGGUCGCUACGAGCUAUCCGCCGGCUUGCUUCUCAACCUGUGCUUCUACACCAUGUUCGCACAUUACGCGUGGUCCAUUUAUCCUUUGGGGGUCAGUAUCCAAUCUCCCUCAAUCGUCUCGUUUUCAACUCGCAGUAAAGCACUGUCGCCCGUCUCUGAUUUACUCAACGCCCCCAGGACGGAGAAUUCGUCGUCCACUGUUUCGACCCCACGAUCAAAACCCCCCUCGGCGAGUCGCCCCAUGGCUACGUCAUCACGCGUGAACGGUUCAACAUCCAAGAUGAUACCGAACUCCCCCAUGAGGACCUGCUGCGUUGGCAUUACCGGCAGUGUGUGCUGCGACACCUCCGAGGCAUCGCAGUGCUCGAGUGA
Microbotryum saponariae is the source of this 1204-nucleotide messenger RNA. The record is from the annotation of a GenBank genome assembly. NCBI's taxonomy places the organism in Eukaryota, Fungi, Basidiomycota, Microbotryomycetes, Microbotryales, Microbotryaceae.